This is a messenger RNA of Pelagomonas calceolata, 2987 nucleotides long. Lineage: Eukaryota; Pelagophyceae; Pelagomonadales; Pelagomonadaceae. The record is from the annotation of a GenBank genome assembly.
GGAAGCCAGCGCGAUCGUUGGCUGUUUUCGCGUCCCCGAAUCUCCAACACCGUCUUACAUUACAUGCCAAUAUAGUCGAAUAACCAUCGAAUAUUUAAUUCUCCGGGUCCGGCUACCUACGCACCGUUGGUACCUACGGCCCGGUUACCAUGGUACCUACGGUACCGUGGGUACUACCUACGGUACGGUAAGGAGCUACACCUACAGAUCUUACCUCCGAUACCUACCAUAAUGCCGUACGGCAGCGUGUUAUGCAGCCGAUGAGAAUAAUGGUACAGAGAAUAUCGUGACGAGUAUAUGCGUUAAGUUGUUUUCGUCUACGCGGGAUAUCCAUCCACUCGUGCUAAAAAUUAACGAGGCGCCAGAGGAGCUCUCCUUGAGGCCCUCAAUGCCAAGAGAAAACCAUCAGUUGGAACCAGGGCCGCUUGGGACCGCGGAGUUCUGCUCAAAAGAUGCUGGGUCCUUGUUACAGCUCUUGGAUCUUCGGCGCACCCGGGACUCGAUAGCACAUUCGAUGGGGGAGACACUGGCAUACAAUGUGCCGGCUCCUAAUCGUGCCAGCUGUCCCCCAGCUCUGGCGGUCAUUGAGGCAGAGGUCUCGCGCGUUGAGGCCAGCAUUCAGGGAGGGCUUCGCAAGGUGUGGCUGGGACAGCAACAAGCAUGCAAGACUUCCGGCCCAUCACAUGGGACUUACCCCUUGUGCGGGCCCGGCGGCGACGUCUGGGUGUCGGCCGCAAUGACGUCGCGAGCGGCGUAAUUGUGGGGGGCGGGGUGUGGGGGCGUAUAGAGGGGCAGAUCACAGGUCAAUACAAGCGCUCGAGCACCGGUGCGCGCAGCAAGCGUGCGCAAUAGAAGACCUCAGAUGUGUGCAGGUGGCGCUUGGAGCCGAGGCAAACCGCGAGGCGGAGGCAAAACUUGCUCUUGCUCGCGAGCUGACAGCUGCGCACACAGUUUGUUGCUGUGUGGUACACUUAGGUCUUGUUAUGAAAAACCUAAAUGUAGGCAGCACUCAUACAAGCCAAGGCGCACACGCAAGAGACCCAGGAUAAGUGGGACUCAUACUCGCGCAUGGUCGCGGUCGAGACGGCGUGUGCUGUCGACCGCGCGGCGUGUGCUGGCAUGUCCGGCAUCGCGCGCAUUCGCAGCGCACGGACGAUUCGGCGCCUAGUAAGAGCACCGUUAGCACGCUCUUUGAUGGCGUGGGCGCAGGUGGUGGCGGAAAAGCGUAUGCGUGAGUCAAUGACACAUAAACCUCGCCUGGCCUGGUAUGCUCGAAGCUCGCUACGUGUGCUCAAGCGCCUUGAGCGCCUUGACACAUGGUUGGCUUUACGAGCCUGGGUUGUCACCACUGCCCACCUUCGUUCAUUGGAUGAUAUGUGCCUGCGCGCGAUGACACGGGUUGUAGCCAACGCUACCGAUCGUACUUUGAGUCGUGGGUGGGCGACGUGGGUCACCCGGACGAGUCGAGCGCGGGUGACCACAGCGCUCCUGCACACCUGGGCGCGGCAGCAUAUGGCGAUGGUGAUGCGAAUAUGGGCGACGGCUGCGCGCGACGCAAGUAGACGCGCGUGCUUCGCAGCACGGAAAAGCCUGAACCAUGCGUGGGUGGCUUGGGUGCGCGCGGCAGGAGGGACCCUUGGGUCAUGUGAUGUGCACAGAGGCGCAUUACAAUGUGUCUUGCGGUGUCUCAAGGCGACAGUGAUGCGCCAGACAAUUUUGUGCUGGCGAAAGGCUGCGCAUUGCGUGCACUAUGAGCUGCUCAGAGAUGUUCGGGUGCGCGGCUGCGCCGACGUAUCAUCGCUCGGCAAGCCAUUUGUUGAUAUCGAUGGCCCAUACCACGUGCAGGGACGGGCUGAGAGGCGCGCGCUCCGGCGUCGAUACCGUGCGCUGGCUUGGCGCUUGGCGCUUCAAAGACGCGUGCGGCGCGCGCUUCAGGGCGCCUGGGGUGCCUGGUAUAGUGCCACAGCGCAGAGACUGGCAGCUGGGCGGCGGCGGCGGCGGCUCGCUCGCACUUCCACGUGCCGCGCAUUUGGCCGGCCAGCGGCUGCGUCGAGCAUGUUGGGCAGGAGCGCAAUUGACAGCUAUGAUGGCCCUCGCAGGUGGGCGGCGAUGGCAGCAGCGAGUGAUCGACGUGCAGCGGCUGUGGUACGCGCGCUAAGCAUAGCCGCUCGGGGAGAUCGCGUUGCGCUUGUCCGCGCGGUAGCUAUUUGGCGCCAUGCGUGGAGACCGGAGUCCAGCGCCAUGAUUACACUCAAAGCGGUGCCUGCCGGUCAACUUGCACGUAAUGACCGCGCGAUAGCCUUGCAGAGCGCACUCAAUGCGUGGCGCAUGGUUGCCAGCCGCACCACCCGCCUCCGUACAUCAGAUGGCAUGCGCCUGCGCGCUGCCGGGGCAGCCUGGGGUCACUGGGUAGCGCACAGUGUAUCAUCGUGGGAUAUAAUGCUAAUAUGUGGCUUCCACACGCAGGUACUCCAGGUUGCGGUUGGCCGAGAACUGAAGCAACUCGAAGACGCUGUGGCUCAGCUUGCGACUCGUGGACGCUGUGGGCGGCCUCGGCGAAGUCUUCUCCGCUAACGAAGAACAGCCAAGUCCACAUCUCGCCACUUUGCGGUCUUCGCCUCUCGCCCCGGCGGCCCCGCAGCCCCCGGCUUCCCAAGAGCAAAAUGGCUAGUUUCUGGUUGCUGCACACUCCCGGCUAAGUAGCCACCUAUUUAGUGCCAUUCCACCCCCUCAAUGGCCCGGUGGCGAUUGGGGGUUCAGAUAUCCAGUCUGUGAAAACGGAGAUUAAAAGCCAAAAUGACCACCAGACCCUUGACAAACGGCGUAUAGAUUUCUUGCAAUUGGAUUAUCGAAUUUCACAUUCAUGUUACGUGAAGGCAAACACUGGCAAAUUGUUUAUCCUGGUAAAUCCCUCGAGAGUUAUAUCCGGCGGGUCGGUACCUUAUUGCUAUUUCAAGGCUCCGGUUGGGCAUCCUGACCGAGCAGGG